CAUAGCACAGAAAACAACAUAACAAUAAAGCGCACUGAAUGUUUUCAAUAAUUGGCAGUCUUAUCCUUCCGUUUUGUUACACAGCUUGCUCUUGGCGUAAUAAUUCUACAAUUAUAAAAGGGUUUCCAGACAUUCGUUGGGAUCAGACUUGUGGUUUCGGUUACGCCCCCAAUGCCCAAAUGCCUCAAACAUUUAUGGCCACAACGAUCGAUCUACCUGAUUUUUCGUCACCAUAUAACAGCAUACAUCCAAGAGAUAAACAAGAUGUGGCUUCUCGCCUUGUUUUGUCGGCUCUUCAGGUAGCUUAUAAUAUCAAAACAAUGGGUAGAUUUGUUGGACCAAUGAUCUCAGCUUUCAGUGUCGACCUUAUUACUAACAGAAUGACUUUAGAUUUCGACAACGGUACCGAUCCUAUACGAGUUAAAUCUAUGGACGGAUUUGAGAUUUGCUGCUCUGUAAAUAAUAUGUCAAAAUGUGACGGAACUGAUGAUUCCAAAUGGUUGCCAUCACCGAUCGUGAGUUAUGACACAACAAGUGUGACAGUCGCAACAUGUGAUGGUAUGUGGAUAAUGGGUAUACGGUAUGCCUGGAGGGAGUCACCAUGUCUGUCAUCUAAAAUGUGUGCUGUUUAUAGCGUGGAGAAUGACAUUCCGAUGUCACCUUACAUUUCAAUAGGUUUAAUCAACUGAAAUAGUUAACUUUACAUAAGUAGUAUUGCUAUUAUGGAAACGUAUGUAUAAAAACAUAAAGAGAUUGUGUUUCUUCUGA
Messenger RNA from Ruditapes philippinarum (Manila clam), 768 nucleotides. RefSeq names its product sialate O-acetylesterase-like. The transcript is spliced from 3 exons. Bases 39 to 689 code for a protein of 216 amino acids. The record is from RefSeq and is a predicted model, not a curated record. Gene Ontology annotation, molecular function: sialate O-acetylesterase activity. Gene Ontology annotation, biological process: carbohydrate metabolic process. NCBI's taxonomy places the organism in Eukaryota, Metazoa, Mollusca, Bivalvia, Venerida, Veneridae.